AAUAUAAAAUGCAGGCGGUAAGUCAGUGAGUCCCAGCAGGAGAGGGAGACUGUCUGGAGAGAACAAAUGAUGAAGAAGUCUUGGGAAUCAGGCUUGGAGGGACUGGGAGCCAGAAAACACUUUUCCCAUUUAAAAAAAAAGUGCUUUUAGUGACAACAUAAUUUUACAGCAUAAGCGAAAUAUUUAACUGGGAAAAGUAUGCAUGAACUUGACACUCAACAGACAACAAAUUUUUAUUUACUAUGUUCCAUUUCAAUCUUCUUCAAAUAUAGUUUUUUAAAAAAUGUUUAUAAAGCUAGUCAGUGAUUAUUUAGACAUUUAUCCCAUUUGACUUCAUUUUCAUUCCCAUUUUGCAUUUGAGAAGGUUAUAUCUUGAAUAAGUUUUGCAGUCAGUAAUCACCAAGGGCCUUAUGACUCUGAGUCUAGUGCCCAUUUUACCACCACAGCAGCUGCUGUAGAACCUUAGGGUAUAUUGAAAAUUCACAGGACCAAGGAAAACGGGGGUCACUCCUUUCUCCCCAGUCCAUACCAGUCUAAACUUAAAACUCCUUAAAUCCACAAAUAUUCAUUGUCUGUGCAUAAAGUACUUGAAAGAGAAUUGGAUGUGAAAUCAGAACACCUGGCCUAGUCCUAGCUCUGAGACUAUGUAGCUAUGGUGCAAGUCAUGUCACCCUUCUGUCCCACAUCAUCCUCAUCAGGAAAUAUGAGGUCAGAUAACAUGUCUCUGUUGACAUGUCAGACAAGACGUAUAAGAAUUUAAGCUCUAACAGUUCUGAAAAGUAGCCUUCCACAGAAGGGUCUCUCUUGCUUUGCCUCUGAUAUCUUUUUACUUGUUGCGACUUCUAGGGUUCACCAGGUCUUGGAUGAUAUCAGGUGCUGAGGAAAGACUGGGGAAGAGCAUGAGAGGAUAGAGACUGUGAGGGGUCUAUCAUCUAAAAAGUCAGCAGGCUGGUAGCAAUGAGGGUUACAAGAAGAGACUGUAGCUGAGGAAGCAUUCAUUCUUUCAUUUGACAAAUGUUCAGUUAGAGCGUUCCAGCUGGGUCUACUACAUUUCUAGGACUGUGACACUUUCCUGAUUGUCUUCUCUUACACAAAAAUUAUGGAGCCAGUGACAAUUAUUGGCACUUAGGAAUGCACCCUUGAAAAAAAAACAAAGAUCCGUGCCUGUGUAUAAUAUAAAUUCUAGCAGGAAGAGAUAAUUUUUUUAAUGUACUAAAGGAGCCAAUUAUGCUAUGUGUUAGAAAGUGUUAAGUGUCAUGGGGAAAAAGAAGUUGAGCUUGAUAAGGAGAACUUAGGCAGGAGAAAGAAAGUUGCAGUAUUUAAUAGGGUAAUAGGGUAGUCAGAUACUUAUCUAUCCUCAGAUUCAAUUUCAGGCCUGAAGCAAAAAAGUGAAUCCUGCAUAAGUUAAAAAAUAAAUCCUAAGAUUAAAAAAAUAAAUCACUAAGAAUGACUCAGAUCAUUGUCCCACCAAGUGAAUAAAUAUUUGUUUGUUUUUAGGGAUAGUGUAUCUAAAAAACCAUGAAAAAUCUUAGCAUCAUUGAAGAAUUUGUGCUUCUGGGAUUGUCCAGUGACCCAGAUAUCCAGACCGUGCUCUUUGUUCUCUUCCUGGGAAUUUACCUCCUGACCCUGAUGGGGAACCUGAUGAUGAUCCUGGUGAUCAGGUCCGAUUCCCACCUCCACACCCCCAUGUACUUCUUCCUUGGACAUUUGUCUUUCCUAGACAUGUGCUACUCUUCAGUCACUGUGCCCAAGAUGCUGCAGAAUUUCCUGUCUCAGAAGAAAACCAUCUCGGUGUGGGGCUGUAUCACCCAGAGUUUCUUUUUCAUUCUUUCUGGGGGUGCUGAGGGCUGCUUGCUCUCUGCUAUGGCCUAUGACCGCUAUGCUGCCAUCUGUCACCCUCUGCUCUACACUGUGGUCAUGAACAGACCUGUCUGCACUGCAAUGGUCAGUGCAGCAUGGAUGACGGGGUUUCUGAAAUCACUAGUGAAUAAUCUUUGUAUCCAGAGCUUAAAGUUCUGUGGUCCCAAUAUCAUCUCCCACUUCAGUUGUGAACUGCCUUCACUCUUUCCUCUGUCCUGCAGUGAUCCCAUGGCUAACACCAUCCUGCUGGCUGGGUCUACUGCAUUUCUAGGACUUGUGACACUUCUCCUGAUCCUCUUUUCUUACUCAAAAAUCAUGUUUGCUAUCCUAAGUAUCUCCUCCUCUGGGGGCCGAGGGAAAGCCUUCUCCACCUGCUCCUCCCACCUCACCGUGGUGCUCUUGUUCUAUGGAACAGCUCUAUUCAGGUACAUCAGUCCCCCUUCUGGAUCAGUCCUGGAGCGAGUUGUCUCCAUACAGUAUGGUGUGAUCACAUCCUUGAUAAACCCCCUCAUCUACAGCCUCAAGAACCAGGAGGUGAAGGCAGCUCUGCAGAGGACGCUGAGGCAGCAAAUGUAUGUGUCAGGGUAAGAAAGGGCAACAGGAUGUUUGCUCUAUAAGAGAAUCAGUCUAUAAGCGGAGAGAAAUUUGCAAGCUCAGAGCUCCUGUGGAAUUUGCUUUUUAAUUAAAUUCAAGUAUAUUGGUUUAUUUUUCAAAGUGAAGAGACUUCCAAAGUCUGAGAAAUAUAGUCAGAGAAGUAUUUGGCCCAUCCUGGGUCUAAGGAAAAAGGUUCAGAAUAUGUCAGCUCCUACCACAGCCUUUGACAAUUAGUCCAGAAGGGGUGACCUCCUUACAGUUGAGGAAGCUGAACAAAGAAAGACCCUGAGCCCAGGACUUUUACCUAUGGAGUUACACAAAGGAGUCCAUUAAUAAAAGGGCACAGCACAAGUAAGCUAGAUACAGAUAAGGAUCCAGAAUGAGACAGUUCAGCACCCUCCAUUCACCUGACCUGGUGGCACCGUAGGCAUCAAUGGCAUGUGUGCCUGCAAAUUGUCAAAGAAUAGUGAAAACAAAGAAUGAACAUAGUAAUGUCCUUGAACAGACAAAUGGAUAAAGCAAAGGUGAUAUGUACAUACAAUGGACUAUUAUUCAACUUUU
This is a messenger RNA of Equus caballus (horse), 3015 nucleotides long. The record is from RefSeq and is a predicted model, not a curated record. NCBI's taxonomy places the organism in Eukaryota, Metazoa, Chordata, Mammalia, Perissodactyla, Equidae.